Molecule: messenger RNA, 907 nt
Organism: Daucus carota subsp. sativus
Lineage: Eukaryota; Viridiplantae; Streptophyta; Magnoliopsida; Apiales; Apiaceae
Product: auxin-binding protein ABP20
Exons: 1
Coding region: 54-683 (209 amino acids)
Cellular component (GO): cell wall
Molecular function (GO): manganese ion binding
Source: RefSeq, a predicted model, not a curated record
AAACCCCUAUCCCCUGGAUAUCAGUCUUACCACUCAAAACUUCUAUCGCGAAAAUGUAUCUCCCAGUUCUCCUCACAAUCACCCUCCUCUUUUCAUCAGCUUAUGCUUCAGUGAAUGAUUUCUGCGUUGCAGAUAUGCAGCAGCCUGAUACUCCCUCAGGAUUUCCAUGCAAGAAAGUUACAAGCCUGACAGAAAAAGAUUUUGCAUACUCAGGCCUCGGAGUUGCUGGCAACACUACUAAUAUCAUUAGUGCUGCUGUGACUCCAGCUUUCGUAGCUCAAUUUCCUGCUGUGAAUGGUCUAGGCAUAUCGAUGGCUCGAUUAGACCUAGCCAAGGGUGGUGUCAUUCCAAUGCACACUCAUCCAGGUGCAUCUGAGGUUCUGGUUGUCAUAAAAGGGACAAUCUGUGCUGGAUUUAUAUCGUCUGCUAACACCGUCUAUUUCAAGACAUUGUUCAAAGGAGAUAUCAUGGUUUUCCCUCAAGGUUUGUUGCAUUUUCAGAUUAACUCUGACGAUGGUCCAUCUCUUGCAUUUGUUAGCUUCAGCAGUGCCAAUCCUGGUCUACAAAUUCUUGAUUAUGCAUUGUUCGGAAACGAAUUGCCUACUGAAUUGGUGACCAAGACCACUUUCUUGGACCCUGCUGUUGUCAAGAAACUCAAGAGUGUUCUUGGAGGCAGCGGCUAGUCGAUAACUAGAGUCUACUGUCUUGCAGAUUAUUUGUCACUCUUUUGCCUCCUUUCAAUUUAUUGAAAUCUUGUGUCACUCUUUUUUCUUUUUCUCUGAUGCUGUGUUUGUAAUAGAUUUGAGGUAUGUAAGAAUAAAAAGAUUCUGUAUUGUACUAGUGGUAAUGCUAGUAAAUUUAUGCAGAUUCUUAGUUUAUGACCAACUUUGUCAAGUAUUCCCUGUAA